Molecule: messenger RNA, 5287 nt
Organism: Monodelphis domestica (gray short-tailed opossum)
Lineage: Eukaryota; Metazoa; Chordata; Mammalia; Didelphimorphia; Didelphidae
Source: RefSeq, a predicted model, not a curated record
GAUUCGCCCAAAUCUUGGCUCCUCCCACUGUGCAGUCCCCGGGUGUGUUGGGAGUCUGUGGGGGGUCAUCUCUGCUCCUGGAGUGUUCACAAGUUUGGGUUUUGGCUUUUGUGUAGAGAAGGGGAAGGAGGAGAGUCAAGGUAAACGUUGCAGCCUGGCGUUAGGCAGUGAAGACUUUCUACUCCCUAGUUCCUGGGGACAGAGAAGACCCGGGCGGACCAGUCGCGGGUGUACAAGAGGAAGUCUGCCUGUCUUGGGGCUCCCACCCCCUGAGGGACCACAGUCUGGGCCAAGCAGAAACCCUGGGACCAGAGGGAAUGGCCCCCGGGACCCCGAGGCCCCCUUCCCAGGGGUCAGUAACAUUCAAGGAUGUGGCUGUGGACUUCACCCAGGAGGAGUGGUGCCUGUUGGACCAUUCUCAGAAAGAGCUGUACAAGGAGGUUGUACUGGAGAAUGUGCAGAAUCUACUCUUUGUGGAGGCAGAGACUAAUUUUGAAGUGAAGGAGAUGUCUACAAAGAUGAGACUUUUUGUGGAAGGAUCUAACUCUCCAAGAGGUAUGAAGAGGAAUCCCUGUGACUUCCUUUUCAGAGAAAUCAAUGACUCUAAUAUCAAGGUAAAUAAAAAUUCCAAGAGUGACUGUGAAUUUGAUGAAGUUGCAGAGAAUUUUAGCCAACAUUCAGUCCUAAAUCAGUGUACAAAAUUGACCUCAGGAAAAAACUGUUGUCUGGAUAGUAAAUACACCAAAUACCUUCCAGAAAAAGUGGGAUUUAAUCUGUCUCAUAAGAAGACUUCCGAAAUGCCCAUGUAUCAAAAUAACCUAGGGAGAAUCACUUCUGGCUCGAGUUUAAACCUCACAAGACAUCCAAAUCAUAUUGAGAUGCUUUCUGUGAGUAAUAAAGGUGGGAGACCUUUAAUUCAGAACUCUGAGUUUGGUUCCUAUCAAAUAAUACACUCUGGAGAGAGACCUCAUCAAUGUAAAGAAUGUGGAAAGACUUUCACAGUGAGGGGUAAUCUUGUUAGACAUCAGAGAAUCCAUAGUGGAGAGAAACCGUAUGAAUGUACUCAAUGUGGAAAGGCUUUCACAGAGAGGGGAAAGCUUGCUGCACAUCAGAGAAUCCACACUGGAGAGAAACCUUAUGAAUGUAAACAGUGUGGAAAGGCUUUCACAGAGAGUAGCUCUCUUGCUAAGCAUCAGAGAAUUCACUCUGGAGAGAAACCUUAUGAAUGUACACAGUGUGGAAAGCCUUUUACAUGUAGGGGCCAUCUUGCCACACAUCAGAGAAUCCACACUGGAGAGAAACCUUAUGAAUGUACACAGUGUGGAAAGCCUUUCACACGGAGGGGUGGUCUUGCUGCACAUCAGAGAAUCCACACUGGAGAGAAACCUUAUGAAUGUACACAAUGUGGAAAGGCUUUCACACGGAGGGGUUAUCUUGUUAUACAUCAUAGAAUCCACACUGGAGAGAAACCUUAUGAAUGUACACAGUGUGGAAAGCCUUUCACCCGGGGGGGAGAUCUUGCCACACAUCAGAGAAUCCACACUGGAGAGAAACCUUAUGAAUGUAUACAGUGUGGAAAGGCUUUCAUACACAGGGUGAGUCUUGCUGAGCAUCAAAGAAUCCACACUGGAGAGAAACCUUAUGAAUGUACACAAUGUGGAAGGGCUUUUUCACGGAGGGGCACUCUUGCUGAGCAUCAAAGAAUCCACACUGGAGUGAAACCUUAUGAAUGUACACAGUGUGGAAAGGCUUUCAUAUGUAGGGGCCAUCUUGCUGCACAUCAGAGAAUCCACAAUGGUGAGAAACCUUAUGAAUGUACACAGUGUGGAAAAGCUUUCAUACACAGAGUGAGUCUUGUUGCACAUCAGAGGAUCCACUCUGGAGAGAAACCUUAUGAAUGUACACAGUGUGGAAAGGCUUUCAUAUAUAGGGCAAGUCUUGCUGCACAUCAGAGGAUCCACACAGGAGAGAAACCUUAUGAAUGUACACAGUGUGGAAAGGCUUUCACACGGAGGAGUCAUCUUGUUAUACAUCAGAGAAUCCACACUGGAGAGAAACCUUAUGAAUGUAUACAGUGUGGAAAGGCUUUCACAGAGAGUAGCUCUCUUGCUAGACAUCAGAGAAUCCACACUGGAGAGAAACCUUAUGAAUGUACACAGUGUGGAAAGGCUUUCAUACUCAGGGUGAGUCUUGCUGAGCAUCAGAGAAUGCACACUGGAGAGAAACCUUAUAAAUGUAAACACUGUGGUAAGAGUUUCACAUGGAGGGGUGAUCUUGCCAAGCAUCAGAGAAUCCACACUGCAGAGAAAACUUAUGAAUGUAAUAAAUUUAGAUAACCGUUCUCUUAAUGUUCCACAAUUACUUCAUGUCAGAAAAUUCCCACUGGAGAGAAACCUCAAGUGAGACUGAGCUUAUUGUUGCCACUGUUUGCUUAUUUAACAUAAGAGGAUCUGCAUUAGAGAGAAACUUUAGGAAUAUGAUCCGUGUGGUAAGGCCUUCAGACAACAAUCAUCUCUUAUUCCCAAGUGAGAAUCCCUUUUGGUUAGAAAUCUUAUUCCUGUCUUGAAUGAAGAAAGACAUUGAAAUAGAGAAUCCAGAGCUUGUUCAGUAGGAGAAAAUGUCUUCUGAACAGAUCAGUUCCUGAUGGAUUCUCUGUGGGAAGACUUUCAGCCAGAGAUCAUCUCUUCUUUCAUGUCAGAGGAUUCCUAGUGCAACACAUAUGCACAAGUCUGUGUUUUGUGCAAAUGAUAAUAAGUCUGAGGCACCAGCCCACAUCUAUUAGAUUGUUUAUUAUGAGAGAAAAGGAGGGUGAGAAUUGAAAAAGGAAUGAACUUUUGGGGUUGUGAACUAAUUCAACCAUUCUGGAGAACGCAAUUUGGAACUAUGUCCAAAAGACAUUAAAAAGGAAAAACACCUAUUUAUAUUAAAAAUACAAAACACUUCAAGGUGCUCUUUCUGGGGUGACAAAAGUAUUGCAAAUUAAGAGGAAACUCACCCAUUGGGAAAUGGCUGAGCAAAUGGUGGCAUAUAAUUGCAAUGGAAUUCUGUUAUCAUUAAUGAGGAGAAACUCAGAAAAAAACCUGGAAAGGCUUGAGAACUGAUGCAGACUUUUAAAAUUAAAUAUAAACAAAAAUAUCUAUUUUACGUUUUGUAAUGUUUCCUGUCUCUUUUUUGGUCUUAAAUUUCCUUCCUUUACCAUAGAUUUGACAGCUAUACUAUUUCAUGUUCCUCUAAUUUACUUAUAAUAUCACUCUUCAUGUUAAAAGUCAUUCACCUUUUCUGAAUUAAUCUUGGUGUAGGUUAUGAGAUGUUGUCCUAAACAUAAUCUCUCUCACAUACUGUUUUCCAAUUUUUUCAGCAGUUUUUGUUAAAUAGUGAGUUCUUGUCCCAAAAGCUGAGAUAUUUGGGUUAUUGAACACUAGUCAUUUACCCCUGGUCUAUUCCAAAGAUCCCCCCGCCCUUCUGUCUCUUAGCCAGUACCAUCUUGUUUUGAUGAUCACUGGUUUUUUUUUUUACGUUUUUUUUUUAAUUUGGUCAUUUUCAAACAUUAUUCCUUGGUUACAAAAAUCAUUUUCUAUUCCUCCCUCCUCUCCCCCCACCCCUCCCAUAGCCAAUACACAAUUCCACUGGGUAUUACAUGUGUCCUUGAUCAGAACCCAUUUCCAUGUUGUUGGUGUUUGCACUAGGAUGUUCAUUUAGAGUCUACAUCCCUAGUCAUCCCCCUCAGCCCAUGUAGUCAAACAGUUGUUUUUCUUCUGUGCUUCUACUCCCACAGUUUUUCCUCUGGAUGUGGAUACUGUUCUUUCUCUAGAUCCUUCUGGAUUGUUCAGGAACACUGCAUUGCCACUAAUGGAGAAAUCUAUUACAUUUGAUUGUACCAGGUUGAUCACUGUUUUUUAAUGUAGUUUAAGAUCUGGUAGUCCUAGGCCCCCAUCCUUCACAUUUUUUUAUUAGUUCCCUUGAUCUUCUUGUUCUUUUGUUCUUCCAGAUGAACUUUGUUAUAAUUUUUUCUAAUUCCUUAAAAAAAGGUUUUUGGUAGUUUGAUAGAUAUAGUACUGAAUAAGCAAAUUAAUUUGGGUAGCAUUGUCAUUUUUAUUAUAUUAGCUCAUCUUUCCCAUGAACAAUUAAUGUUUUUCCAGUUGUUUAGAACUAGUUUUAUUUGUGUGAAAAUUGUUUUGUAGUUGUGUUCAUAUAAUUCCUGAGUUUGUCUUGUAACAGGGAAUUCUUUGUUCUCUUUGAGUUUACACUUGUAAAAGGGAAUCCUUUAUACUCUGGCUAAUAAUAACUGAAGUAUGCCUUCUUAGUACUUCACCAGACUGUGAAGACAGCAUUAACUCUCCUUUGUCUACUUUUGAAUUGAAUCAACAAAAGCUCGAACACUCUACUUAGCACUAGGUGAAGGAGCUCUCCAUCCUUUCAACUCAAAUAGCCAGGAAAUGAGAAUUCUCACCUCUCCAGAAGGUGAGAUGUUGUUCCCACAAACACUGCCCCCUUGAGCAGUGCUGGGUAAUUUGGAAACUGUAAUUGGCCCUUGUGAAAAGGGGAAGGGACAAGAAGCCACUAUAAAAAGGGCCUGAAUUUCUGGGGUUAGGAGAAUUCACUCCAAGAAGGAAGUCAAUUUCAAGGAGGAAGUGAGCUUCAAGAAGAAGGUUGGCUCAAGGAAGAAAGUGGGCCUCAGGAAUCACCUUCAGCUCUAGUCAUUGUCUUGACUCGCCUCUUUGAGGGAACUUGGGUGAGUUGAAAGCUAAUUUUCCCUUCCUGUCUUUGGAGAGAGUUUAAUUCCAGUUGAAGGUCAAGAAGUCUUGGCUGAGUUGAGCAAUGGAGCAAUAUGUAGUUAGAUGAGCUAAUGUCUUCUUUACCCUUUUGUAUUUCUAUGCUUUGUCUUUCUCCUUUUGUAAAUAAAAGCUAUUAAAGUCAUUUUGACCAUUAAAAUUUAAUUCUUACAUUCUAGACGAAAAGAUUCAAAUAUUUUAUAUUGUCUCGAGUGAUUGUAAAUGGAGUUUCUCUUUCUAACUCUUGCUGUUGAUUUUUGUUGGAAAUAUAUAAACAUGCUGAUCAUUUAUGUGGAAUUAUUUUAUAUCCUGUAACUUUGCUAAAAUAGUUAAUGAUUACUACUAGCUUUUUCCUUCUCCCUGUGAUUUUGUGGCUGCAGCUGUGGGCUUUAUGCCUGCCAGGAGAAUCUGCACAUGUCGAUGUAUGUUUUCUUAAAUAAUUAAGUUUGAACUUCUAUUUCUUUUGGCUUAUUUUCUUUCUACUUCAAGUGAUUAGUAAUAAACUUUAUAAAAUA